Molecule: messenger RNA, 846 nt
Organism: Aspergillus fischeri NRRL 181
Lineage: Eukaryota; Fungi; Ascomycota; Eurotiomycetes; Eurotiales; Aspergillaceae
Product: MBL fold metallo-hydrolase
Exons: 1
Coding region: 1-846 (281 amino acids)
Source: RefSeq, a predicted model, not a curated record
AUGUCACCCCCGAGUCUUACAGUCACCCAUAUCACCACGGCAACUGCGAUUCUGAACAUCGAUGGCAUUAACUUUCUUACGGAUCCUUUUUUUGGGUCCAUCGAGGGGACCGAAUAUGACACCACGCCCGCUUGGGAGAAAAUGGAUCUGAAAGCAUAUGGCUUUGACAGUAUCCCGCCACCACCGCACUUGAUCAACAAACAAGGUCCUGCCCUCCAGCUUCAUGAUCUGCCACCAAUUGAUGCGGUUCUUUUAAGCCAUGAAGAUCACCUCGACAAUUUGGAUCCAGAAGGCCGCAAAUUGCUUGAUGGCCGGAGGGUUUUCACUACUAUGGAUGGUGCAUCUAAUCUACGCCCUCGCCCGGGAGUUGUUGGUCUUCGCCCCUGGCAAACCGUGACUGCGACCAUCGGAGGAAAGCUCUUUCGAAUUACUGGGACUCCCUGUAAACACUUCCCCGGUGGAGAGGUCACUGGGUUUAUUCUGGAGACCGAUUCCUUUGGGGUUGAUGCUACUGGAAAGCCUAAUGCAAUUUACUUUUCCGGUGACACGGUGUAUAUCGAUGAGCUGCGAGAGAUUGGAAACAAAUGGCAUAUCACUGCUGCCAUUCUCAACUUGGGCAACGCCACAUUCGAGUUCCCAACGGGGCCUAUCCAGAUUACGAUGGACGGAAAACAGGCUGUGCAACUUACCCGCGAUAUUGGGGCAGACGUCAUGAUUCCAAUUCAUUUUGAAUCUUGGGCCCAUUUCACUGAGGAUCGAGAAGAUUUGGUAAAGGUGUUCAAUGAAGAGAGGUUUAUGGAAAAAGUUGUGUGGACAAUUCCUGGUGUUCCCAAGGUUGUCUAUUAA